Messenger RNA from Nyctereutes procyonoides (raccoon dog), 1720 nucleotides. It is a transcript of the gene MGAT4D, whose product is annotated as MGAT4 family member D. The record is from RefSeq and is a predicted model, not a curated record. The transcript is spliced from 12 exons. Gene Ontology annotation, molecular function: acetylglucosaminyltransferase activity. NCBI's taxonomy places the organism in Eukaryota, Metazoa, Chordata, Mammalia, Carnivora, Canidae. Gene Ontology annotation, cellular component: endoplasmic reticulum; Golgi stack; endoplasmic reticulum-Golgi intermediate compartment. Gene Ontology annotation, biological process: protein N-linked glycosylation. The coding region runs from base 1 to 1323 and encodes 440 amino acids.
AUGAGGCCCAAGCGCGGGAACGUGCUGGUCGCGCUGGCCGCCGUCCUGCUCUUCAGCUUCUCCUGCUUCUGCAUCUCCAGGCUGACCCAGACCAGUAAGCCGCGGGACGCCCCCCUCCCCGCCGCCUCCCCGGAGGGGCCGGAGGCAGCGCCCACGCCGUGGCCCGGCGGGCGGUUGGGCCGUAACGGGCGCCCCGGGAGCUCGCCCCCCCCCCACCCCGGGGCUGUGCCGCGCGCGGGGCCCCGGAGCGCGUGCCGGGCCGCCGCCUGCCGCCGCUUGCAGCCACGUAAUCAAUUAAUUAAUUGUAGAAACCAUAUUUUGGAGUUUAAGGAAAAAAUGCUACGUUUAAAAAACAAGACUGAAAGAAAUCGCCAAGAGCUGAUCAAAGCCUUGAGUAAAAUAAAGUACGAAAUGACACAGAGAAAAAAUAUGUCAGUAAACUUAGUUGAGAAGAAAGUGAAUACAUUGGGUAAGAAUGAAACCGUGUCUGAUACGUUUGAAAUCCUAAAGUUCUUUUUUCCUCAUCUAAGGAAAGUAGGCAGGAUUUAUCCUGAUGUAAUCUUUGGCAAAAAGAGAACAGGCGUCUCUUUUGCACUGGGUAUUUCCACUGUUAACAGAGGGAAUCAAAGUUACCUGAGUCAAACACUGAAUUCUGUUGUCUCCAGGAUGUCUCCUUCAGAAGAGAAGGACUCUGUGGUGAUUGUCUCUGUCGCAGAUAGAAAUGAAGAUUAUUUAAAAUAUGUUGUGGACAUGAUUACAAAAAGAUUCAAAAGGCAACUUAAGUCUGGAUCCUUAGAAGUCAUUUCAAUACCUGCCUUUUUUUAUCCAAACAUAUUACCUCUCACACAGUCAACUGAGGACUUGGGAAAAUUAGAGAGUUGGCGCAUCAAACAAGUACUGGAUUUUUGUUUUUUGAUGUUGUAUGCCCAACCCAAGGCUAUGUAUUAUUUACAGCUAGAAGAUGAUAUCAUAGCUAAAAAGAUGUACUUUACGAAAAUCAUAGAUUUUGUGCAUAGUGGUACUUCAAAUAAUUGGUUUUAUAUUGAGUUUUCAAUUCUUGGAUUCAUAGGAAAGCUGUUUAAAUCUGAGGACUUAACUGACUUUGUACGUUUUUUUUUAAUGUUCUACAAAGAUAAACCCAUAGAUUUGCUCUUGGGGGACAUUUUUCAGGUAAAGAUGUGUGACCCAGGAGAAACUCCUGAAAAAUGUGCAGAACGAAAUAAGCACAUUCGUAUUCGAUAUAAACCUUCUCUUUUCCAGCAUGUGGGUAUACAGUCAUCAUUCCCUGGAAGAGAACAAUAUUCCAAAGAUAUUUAUUAUUAGGAGUCUCAUAAUUCAAACACCUUCUUUGAAAAUGAUCGGCAUCAUUCUUUGGAAACAAUGGCAUAAUAAGGAUUAGUCUUAGUUCUCAAUUUUCUUCAUAGUGGAUAAGAGACUUUAUCAUAUACAAAAAUUUAAACCUUUGACAAUAUAGUGAAAAUAUGAAGAAUAAUAAGUGUAACAAGAAAAAAACUCUGUAAUACCUUGAAACCUCAGAUAACCUUACUUGCUCAUGGCAUCUUUCAGAAAUUACAAUAAUGAAAAUGCAUAAUUGUAUAGAAGAGGAGAAAAUAGAACUACUAGGCUUGGAAGUAUUAAACUACCUCUUAUGUCAAGAAAAAUUAGAAUGUUUAUUUAUGAUGUUUGUACCACUACUAUUACAAUUUAAUUUAAAAAUAGU